AGUUAUAAACUCUAUGUAGUUGACAGAUGUGAUCAUUGAUUGCAGCCAUAUUUUUGCUAAAUACGAUUUAAGAUUUUGUAUAUCCAGUAGGAAUAUUAGAAUUUUUCGAAAUGGGUUCUAGACAUCGCGACAGAAGUAGGGAUCGUGAUCGUGAUAGGGACAGGGACAGCAGGAGAGAAAGAAGGCGCAGCCGAGAUCGUGACCGUGACAGACAUCGUGAUAGGGACCGCGAUAGAGAAAGGAGAGAUAGGGACAGGGAUCGUUCAAGAUCCCGUAGUAGAGAUCGUAGAAGAAGUAGAGAUAAAACUCCUGAACCAGAUGGUAAAAAACUAAUAGCCGACACUUUGGCUACUUUAGCUGCUACAAGGAACUUCACAGCUUUGGUUAACCAAAGGGAUGAUAACUCAAAUACUUCAACCGGUAGUCAAGAAGAUGAUAGGAAAAAAAAGAAAAGAUCCCGCUGGGGUGGAAAUGAACACGAAAAGAUUUUCAUUCCCGGAAUGCCUACCAUCUUACCUCCAAACUUGGACAAACAGCAGGAGCAAGCAUAUCUACUUCAACUCCAGAUAGAAGAAGUCAGCAGAAAGCUUCGUUCCGGCGACUUGGGAAUCCCAGCCAAUCCUGAAGAAAGAUCGCCUUCGCCAGAACCAAUCUACAGUAGCGAUGGUAAAAGGUUGAACACCAGGGAAUUCAGAACAAGAAGACGUUUGGAAGAAGAAAGACAUGCUUUGGUACUGAAAAUGCAGAGCAUGAACCCCGAGUUCAAACCACCCUUGGAUUAUAAACCACCAGUGAUUAGAGUCAGUGAUAAAGUUAUGAUACCGCAAGAAGAACAUCCUGAAAUAAACUUUGUUGGUCUUCUGAUUGGACCAAGAGGGAACACAUUGAAAACAAUGGAGAAGGAAACUGGUGCAAAAAUCAUCAUAAGAGGCAAGGGCAGUGUGAAAGAAGGAAAAGUGGGAAGAAAAGAUGGACAGCCCUUACCAGGAGAAGAUGAACCGUUGCAUGCUUACAUAACUGCAACAAAUCCAGAAUGUGUGAAGAAAGCAGUAGAACGAAUAAAAGAAGUUAUUCGUCAAGGAGUUGAGGUGCCGGAAAAUCAAAACGAUCUCAGGAGAAUGCAAUUAAGAGAACUCGCUCAGCUGAAUGGUACUCUCCGUGAAAACGAUGGAAUGAGAUGUAACAAUUGUGGUGCGAUAGACCACAAAUCGUGGCUGUGUCCAGACAAGCCUAACGUGACCAACAAUAUAGUUUGUUCGAGUUGUGGAGCUGCAGGUCACAUUGCCAGGGAUUGUAGACAGAAGAGACCUGGUCAAGGGGGUCCCCCAGUCGCUGGAGAUAAGGCCAAGAUAGAUGAGGAAUAUAUGUCACUUAUGGCAGAAUUGGGUGAAGCUCCACCUCCGGAUAUGGCCAAGACGAACCAAGCUCAAGUUAAAAGCACUGGAUUUAGCAUAUUUUCACCGCAGGCAGGCGCCCCCAGACCUCUGAUGGCUCCUCCUCCAAUUACGACGCAGAAUAUGCCUGUCAUGAGUGGGAUGCCUCCUCCACCCUGGGCGUCAGCUCCAACGACCAUGGGUUGGCCCCCAGGCCCCCCAGGUAUCCUUCCUCCGCCUCCUCCUCCUGGAGCGACUAGUCCAGGUGGGUUGAUGCCGUGGAUGAGUGCCCCAACGGUUGUUACACAGCCUCCUCCACCUGGCUCCACGACUACGACUACCAGUGCUAUUCAGCCCCCAGCCGCUAUGCCCUGGGGACAAAUGCCCCCCUUUGGGUGGCCACCGAGCUCUUGUCCACCACCCCCACCUCCUGGAAUUGACGUGAAUUCGCUUCUUACUACGCCGCCACCACCACCACCUUCUUAAGCAAUAUAUUUAUAUAUUGACGGUUUGAACUUAUCGAAAAGAUUGCAUGUAUAUUUUGAUGUCGAUAAAAUAAAUGUAAAGAUAGUAGUAAUGAUAUACUUCGGUGUAGGUUAAGAUGGAGCACAACUUCUUCUGACAGAUAUUCAUGUUUUUUAUUGACUACUAUUCUUCAUUCUUUUUGUUUGUUGUUGUUUUAAGUAAUAAAUGUAAACCUAUAAAUGAC
Molecule: messenger RNA, 2082 nt
Organism: Harmonia axyridis
Lineage: Eukaryota; Metazoa; Arthropoda; Insecta; Coleoptera; Coccinellidae
Gene: SF1
Product: splicing factor 1
Exons: 9
Coding region: 111-1859 (582 amino acids)
Biological process (GO): regulation of mRNA splicing, via spliceosome
Cellular component (GO): nucleus
Molecular function (GO): mRNA binding; zinc ion binding
Source: RefSeq, a predicted model, not a curated record